AUGCUCAAGGGGCAGAAGAUGAAGAACCUUACAGACAGUGAGUGCAACAGCAUGGUUCAACACCUGCUAUUGCGUUGCACCAAAGCCGGCAAGAUACCCAUGGGAGCGGCGGACGAAGUGGCUCAGUUGUUCGACUGCACACCAUCAACCGUUCGCCGUAUAUGGCGUCGUGCGUCCGUGAACCUCUCAGGAAUCAAGACCAUCUGUCGCAACGUCAGCCAGCGCAAGAAGAGGACAUGUGGACGAAAGCGCCUACACAAGGACCUGCCGAAGCGCAUCCAAGCCAUACCGCAGUCAAGGCGCUACUGUUUUCGCUCGUUAGCCCAUGCCCUGGGCAUGCCAAAGUCGACCCUGCACGACUACUUCAAGCGAGGCGUCUUUGCAAAGUACUCUAGUGUCCUCAAGCCUGCACUAACGGAGUCCAACAAGGUGUGCCGCUUGAAGUGGGCACUCGAUCAUAUUUGCGACCGCGACGGCGCCAAGUACUUUGACGACAUGUACGACACCGUCCACGUAGACGAAAAGUGGUUUUUCAUGCCUCGGGUCCAUAAUAAGGUCUACGGAGCCAUUGGAGAGAAGAUCAAGCAGCUGGCUUGCAAGUCCAAGCAUCACCUUCUCAAGGUCAUGUUCUUGACGGCUGUUGCCCGCCCACGUUGGGACGAGACGUCUGGGGAGUGGUUUGACGGCAAGUUGGGGACGUGGCACUUUUACCGAAAUCGUCCCAGCCCAACGCCGGAGCAGUCGGCGUGA
Messenger RNA from Aphanomyces astaci, 750 nucleotides. RefSeq lists its product as hypothetical. The transcript has a single exon. Gene Ontology annotation, molecular function: nucleic acid binding. NCBI's taxonomy places the organism in Eukaryota, Oomycota, Saprolegniomycetes, Saprolegniales, Verrucalvaceae. The record is from RefSeq and is a predicted model, not a curated record. Bases 1 to 750 code for a protein of 249 amino acids.